GGAUCUGUGUACGCAGCGACAACUAGUGCCACCGGCAACAAGGAAGGAGGAGGCGAGCAAUACCUGGUAGGUCUCUCCCUUGGAGUGUGAAUUUUCUGUACAUCUGUUUUUCGCUGCGGAAGCCCGCAAGAUUUUCUAGCGCUCACUUCUUGGUGUUUGAUUCUUGAUGUUUCGUGCACUGCUAGUCUCUGAUUGGCAAUGCUCACGUUCAGUACCAUCCUACCUUCUUCAACGAUGUCGAACGAAUUCUGCACCAAGUUGGAGUGAGGAAGAACAAAAAGAAGAAAAGAGCCAGUACGAGGAAACUUGCCAAGAAGGGCAAGAAUUCCAAAAACACCAGUGCUCCUACAAAAAAUCCUACAAAAGCUCCUACGAAAGAUACUACUAUCGCUCCUACUAUUGCUCCUACUCCUGAUCCCGGUGGCAGGGGUGACGAUUGCGACCCUGCAGAUGUGAAGCUUUUGGACUAUCCUCAAUGGGAGGCUGAGAAGGGUUACUGGAUUGGUGAAUACACAUUCUUACAGGGCGAUGGGAACCCUUACGAAUCGAGCCAAUGGAAUUAUCCCUAUGAUCACUACAAGGGAUUCAUCACUGGAGAAGUGGUCGGGUAAGUUACAGAAUUUGUCGGAAGACGGUCACGACAAGGUGCCCCUUCCAUUUUUUCGACACCGAGCGGUAUCCUUCGAGAGAGAACACUCACCAUUGUUUUGCACUUCUUAUCACUAUGCAUUCACUAAUUUUCACCGCUUUUGCAGAAACGCGUACCGCCAGAGAAACGUCUUCCUUUAUCCUCCGCAAAUCCCGUCCAAGUGCAAUCCCGAGAACGAAAAUAAUGUUAUCGGAGACGGAGAGUGUGGGGUGAAUGGAAACACCAAAGUAUUCGAAGCAGGUGCGUGCGGCAUUCGUCUGCUAUCCGUUGUUUUGUUGCACCGGCACGGCUUGAUCAUGCUUCGAUUCAAUCGGAUACGAGUCAUAAAAGAAAAACUAUCUCACUGUCUCGUGCCUUUUCCCCGUUAUGCUCAAUUUUCGAUGACUUGCAGACCAAUCCGCAACGACCUGUUCUUUGAACCCAGCACUCGGCGGGAUCAUCGAAGGUCUCUAUGUGCAGGGACCCUACGAACUUCCCACAAAGACCGAGCUCAUUGGAAGAGAAAAUGCGCUGUUGUACCAAGUUUUCAUCCCAGGUACAAUGGUGGGCAAGGAAGAAGACGUCCUCUUGCAGAGCCAGCUGACCACUAUCACGAAAAAUGAAGACAAGGUCUACCGCACCCGCACGGCCCAGUCGUUUGACACCUUUGUAUCUCCUGGUUUGACGACCUCGGCAUCGUAUUACCGUGAGCGAAGGGUCUCAAAGGAAGAAUUUUACGAGAGUCUCAAUAGUUCCAUUGCAGAUUACAACAUCCGAACCGAGGAUUUGUGUGUGUGGGACAACAGUGGCUUUCCCGUUGAGGGCGUAACCGGAUCCAUCGAAGCUUGCGAGGAGCACUUGGAAGAAUCGUUUCUUCUUGGGAGCGAAGAAUAAGUGAUCGAUUCAACAGCGAAAGCUUGAGGGUUUCUUAAUUUGGUAAAUACAGAACUUGAACAAUCACCCCAUGUCUUUCAAAUUGUGGAUUUGUUAAGAUUUCAGUGAGGAAUAAAUCCCUCAAUACAAGAUUAAAAUAAGU
Messenger RNA from Pseudo-nitzschia multistriata, 1664 nucleotides. The record is from the annotation of a GenBank genome assembly. Lineage: Eukaryota; Bacillariophyta; Bacillariophyceae; Bacillariales; Bacillariaceae.